Messenger RNA from Engraulis encrasicolus (European anchovy), 3143 nucleotides. RefSeq names its product long-chain fatty acid transport protein 2-like. NCBI's taxonomy places the organism in Eukaryota, Metazoa, Chordata, Actinopteri, Clupeiformes, Engraulidae. The record is from RefSeq and is a predicted model, not a curated record. Gene Ontology annotation, molecular function: long-chain fatty acid transmembrane transporter activity; long-chain fatty acid-CoA ligase activity. The coding region runs from base 161 to 2026 and encodes 621 amino acids. The transcript has 10 exons.
CUUCUUAUCAGGGUUGUCUGUUAGAGUUGCCCAACUGAGAGUUACCCCACGGGGAUCAGUAUGUUGUAGAGCGAGUGCAGUGGGACGGCUCCACUGUCAGUCACCCCGCCUGUCAACGGCGAAAACACGCAGUUCUUUGUAAAUGUCGUAAUAAGAGACAAUGUUGCUGUGGCUGAUACUGCUUGUCGUUUUGAUAGUUAUUAUACAUUUCAAAUUUCCAUAUCUGCUGAAGGACAUACAGUACGGCGUGCAGACGACUUUGGUUGGAUACCGACUGGGGAAAUACGCGCAGUCCAAACCGUACUUCACAGUACUAGACCGCUUUUUGGAACUAGCGAGCAAGCAGCCAGACAAAACUUUCAUCUCGUACAAGGAUGCGACUUUUUCGUAUCGGGAAACUGACAGGCAGAGUAACCGGAUCGCCAGAGUGCUGCGGGAACACGCUGGUGUCCGAGAGGGCGACACGGUAGCGCUUCUCCUGAGCAAUGAGCCCGUGUUCCUGUGGACGUGGUUGGGGCUCGCCAAGCUCGGCUGCUCUGCGGCUCUGCUCAACUACAACCUCCGCUCCCGGUCCCUGCUGCACUGCUUCUCCUGCUGCGGGGCCAAAGUUCUGUUGGCAGCUACAGAGCUGAAGGACGCUGUCGAGGAGGUGCGCGCCGCUCUGACAGAGCAGGAGGUUGCGGUGUAUUUCCUCACCGAGACCUGUGAUGCUGUGGCUGGCACGGAGACUCUCUGCGAUAGGAUCCAGGAGGCUUCUGGAGACCCUCUGCCAUCUGGCCUGCGGGACAGCGUCACCUUCAUCAGCCCCGCCGUCUACAUCUACACCUCCGGCACCACAGGGUUGCCCAAGGCUGCAGUGGUCAAUCAGCAGAGACUGUGGGCCAUGUCCCACCUGCAGUCCAUCACGGGCGUGUGCUCUGAUGAUGUCAUCUACGUCAACCUGCCCCUCUACCACACGGCAGGCUUCGCCCUCGGCUUCACCGGUGUCAUCGAGAGAGGGGCAAGUGUGGUGCUGAGGAAAAAGUUCUCUGCGUCGCAGUUCUGGGAUGACUGCAGAAAGUACAACGUGACUGUCAUGCAGUACAUUGGAGAAACCAUGCGCUACCUCUGCAACACUCCUAAGUCGCCGGUUGAUAUGGUGCAUAACGUGCGCAUCGCCUUUGGCAACGGGCUGCGUGCGGACGUGUGGAGCGAAUUCCUGCGGCGCUUUGGUAACGUGGAGAUACGGGAGCUUUACGCCGCCACCGAGGGCAACAUGAGCUUCAUCAACUAUGUCGGCAAGAUCGGAGCCGUGGGACGAAUCAACCAGCUUCACAAGCGGCGUUUCCCAUUCGCUGUGAUCCGGUAUGAUCCGGAGAUGGAGGAACCAAUCAGGAAUGCCGAGGGGUUGUGCAUAGAGUGUCCUCUAGGUGAGACGGGCCUCCUGGUGUCCCGUAUUACCCAGAUGGCUCCAUUCAAUGGCUACGCCAGAGAUGAGAAGCAGUCGGAGAGGAAGAGGCUGCGUGACGUGCUGCAGAAGGGAGACGUCUACUUCAAUAGUGGAGACCUCCUCAGGAUAGACCAAGAGAGCUUCCUCUACUUCCAGGACCGCGUAGGAGACACAUUCAGGUGGAAAGGGGAGAACGUGGCCACUAAUGAAGUUUCAGACGUCCUCACUAUGAUGCCGUCCGUUGUGGAGGCCAACGUGUACGGUGUCAAAGUGCCAGGUGCGGAGGGCAGAGUGGGCAUGGCAGCCGUGAGGUGGCAGGAGGGGGUGGAGAGUGACGGCAGUGCUCUCUAUGGUGCCCUCUACAGGCACGUCUGCGCAUACCUGCCCAGCUACGCCAGACCUCGCUUCAUCAGGAUACAGAGCCAUAUGGAGGUGACGGGCACCUUUAAGCAGAUGAAAGGGCGUCUGGUGUCCGAGGGCUUCAGUCCGGAUGUGGUGCAGGACCCCCUCCUCAUCUUGGAGGAACGAGAGGAGUGCUACGCUCCCCUCACACGUCAGGCCUACGAUGCCAUACUGCAGGGCUCCCGGAAACUUUAACACUGGACACCUUCCAAAAAAUCACCUGGCUAGCUGAUGCCCCUUUUCCACUGCCGGUUUUCUGGAAGGCCUAUAACACAGCGCGACUCCGCCGCCACUUUUUGCUUGAAUUGAGCUGUGUCGUGCCUAUUUGAAAAGCAAAAAGCCAAGGCAAGCCAAGUCGCGCCGUGUCGGGCUGUAGGCCUACCAGAAAAUGGGCAGUGGAAAAGAGGCUUAAGUGACUAGCUCGGGGAGUAGCGUUGCUCUACCUGGACUCGAACCUGGGCCUUCUGGUGUACCAACCUGGGGCUCUGAUCACUACACCAAAGAAGCAGGCUAAUUAGUGUAGCAGUCAGAGUCUCAUCCUCAACUGUAGCCAUGGUUACUCAGGACAGCACAGAACAUCACCUUACCACGCACACAGUACAGACCAGAUUGGACAAAACUGUUUCAAGUCUGGAAUGCAAGGCGCUAGCCAGCCACACGAUUGUAAACAAGCCUUCUUCAACCUGCCGGCAGCUCUUUGCAGCCACUUAGCACUGGGACUGUAGCACUGUAUUAAGCACAUUGUAAACACAUACAUACUUAUGCAUACCAAACAUUCUUUUAAUUCUAACUGUCUCUGAUGCAUAUGUGUGCAGUGCAUUGUUGCCUGUACUCUAUUUCUUUUGUGCAUAUGUUUGGUGCCUAUAUGUUUUCAACAAACAUGUGUGAUGCAUUAAAAUAAUGACUAUUUUUAUGCUAAAUAGUUUUGGGAUUUUUAUUUUCAUUUUCCUUUAAUGAGAUGAUGAAGAUCUAAUAUCAUAUUGAUAUCAUGUCCUUUAUGUAAUCUGACUACUGGUUGUUUGGUCUGUUAAUCCUCCAUAUUUCUUGGCAAUUAGGACAUUUUCAGUAUUCAUUCCAUUCAACUUCUCAGUGUCAAAACCCACCACCGUCUGUACUAGAGUGAACUUUUACCUAAAUGUGAUCUUUCUGUUACCCAAUCCCUGGGCGCACAUUCGCCCUUUGGUAUGCCCGCCCACUCCCCCGGACUUUAUUGUGAGCGCUGAAAUUCAGGUUGCCAGAUACUUGUAAAUUUGGGUAAUCACACCUUAAAACUGAAGGCGACAAAAAACCGUCAAUAAAACGAUAAACAAUA